CAGGCCCGGAAGUGCGCACGCGCUGGCAAGAUGGCCGGUGGGGUGCGCCCGCUGCGGGGCCUCAGCGCCCUGUGUCGCGUGCUGCUCUUCCUCUCGCAGUUCUGCAUUCUAUCGGGCGGUGAGCAAUCGCAGGCGCUGGCUCAGUCAAUAAAGGAUCCGGGCCCAACACGCACAUUCACAGUAGUUCCCAGGGCAGCAGAAAGUACUGAAAUCCCACCUUAUGUGAUGAAGUGUCCAAGCAAUGGUUUGUGUAGCAGACUUCCUGCAGACUGUAUAGACUGCACAACAAAUUUCUCCUGUAUCUAUGGGAAGCCUGUCACUUUUGACUGUGCAGUGAAACCAUCUGUUACCUGUGUUGAUCAAGACUUCAAAUCCCAAAAGAACUUCAUCAUUAACAUGACUUGCAGAUUUUGCUGGCAGCUUCCUGAAACAGAUUACGAGUGUACCAAUUCCACCAGCUGCAUGACGGUGUCCUGUCCUCGGCAGCGCUACCCUGCCAACUGCACGGUGCGGGACCAUGUCCACUGCUUGGGUAACCGUACUUUUCCCAAAAUGCUAUAUUGCAAUUGGACUGGAGGCUAUAAGUGGUCUACUGCUCUGGCUCUAAGAUCCUACCACAUGUGUUGGAUUCUAGGAAACUGCUGGAAGAGUUUAGGUGAUCAGACCAGUAGCCCCGUGGAGCUGACUGGCAGGCAUGUUAGCUUUUCUCCCAAGGUACCUGCACAUUGAGUUUCCCGUUCUUAAUGUACCAUGAAUCAGUAAAAUGCUGGGGACUAUCUAAAAUAGGCAGUUUUAUGAUGUGUAUCUUUAAUUUCAAAUAACUUAUUAUAGAAAGUAAUACAUGCUGAACACUGAAAACUGGAAAAAUGAAAAUGACAAAAACAUUAAAAAUUACCACCAUCUGAGAUAAUUAUAGGCUUAUAUUGCUUACAUAGAAAUGUGUUGUUUGUUAAACUUCUUAACAGUACUUUAAGAAAUUGUAGCAAUUCUUCCCACCAAAGGGAAGAGCAGGUGAGACCCUGGUUAACUGAUUAGUGAAAAGGUUAUGCUGCCUACAGUUGAAGUUUUGAGUUCGUGCCUGAGACCCUGAGGCCUGCAGCAUCACAGCCAUAGAGCAGGAUUUCUCAGCCUCAUCACUGCUGACAUUUUGGGCUGAAUGAUUUUUUGUCUUGGGGCUGUCCUGUGCAUAGUAGGAUGUUUAGCAGCAUCACUGGCCUCUACCUACUACUUGUCAGUAGCAAACCCCCCAUCCCCUGCAGUUGUGCCAGUGUGUCUCCAGAUGUUGCCACGUGUCCCCUAGGGGACAAAAUUGCCCCUUGCUGAGAAGCACUGCAUUAGAAUUUGGGCUGAGGAAAGAAGAAUCUUGCCUGGCAGGAAACGCAUAACUGAAAAGUAAAAGAGGACACCAGGGUAGAAAAUGAGAUUCACAAAAAUAAGAUAGGCCGGGUGCAAUGACUCACACCUGUAAUCCCAGCACUUUGGGAGGCCGAGGCGGGCAGAUUGCUUGAGGUCAGG
Macaca mulatta (Rhesus monkey) is the source of this 1515-nucleotide messenger RNA. Lineage: Eukaryota; Metazoa; Chordata; Mammalia; Primates; Cercopithecidae. The record is from RefSeq and is a predicted model, not a curated record.